Ixodes scapularis (black-legged tick) is the source of this 411-nucleotide messenger RNA. RefSeq lists its product as uncharacterized. Bases 1 to 411 code for a protein of 136 amino acids. The transcript is spliced from 2 exons. The record is from RefSeq and is a predicted model, not a curated record. Lineage: Eukaryota; Metazoa; Arthropoda; Arachnida; Ixodida; Ixodidae.
AUGUGCGCCAAUGGAAUUAUUUGCGAACUCGACGGGCCAUUCCCCGGUCACAGGCAUGACGCUGUCAUGCUUCGAGAAAGUGGGCUGUACGACAAGCUGGAGCGGCUGGUACAGGGCUCCACGUUCACUAUAUAUGGCGACCCUGCGUAUCCGCUGCGGCCUUUGCUGAUGCGGCCAUAUGCUGGUGUAUCUUUAACUGCGCAGCAGCAGGAAUUUAAUAGGGCCAUGAGUACUGUGCGCCAGGCCGUCGAAUGGGGGUUUGGCAAAACUCUUUCUUUGUUUUCAUUUGUAGACUUUAAGAAAAAUCAGAAGCUCCUGCUACAAAAUGUGCCACAAAUGUAUCGGGUGGCAACAAUCCUAACAAACUGCCACACAUGCCUGUAUGGCAGCCAGGUAGCCAUGUUUUUUUGA